Marchantia polymorpha subsp. ruderalis is the source of this 1882-nucleotide messenger RNA. The record is from the annotation of a GenBank genome assembly. Lineage: Eukaryota; Viridiplantae; Streptophyta; Marchantiopsida; Marchantiales; Marchantiaceae.
UCAUCAUCUAACUAGCAGCAGUACGACGCAUCGAGCAACAAAAGAGAAAGACAACAAAUGGCGGUUCGAGUCAGAAUUCCACACCCUUUUAGAUCAAAAUGAGUCAUGUGCGAUGCCUCGUUAUUGACCCGUACCGCCAAGAAAACUCCCAAUCUCCAAUCUAUCAAAAGUAAGGCCACACAACCAGAGAGAUUCUCAACCAAAUCUGAGCUAAAUUCAUCCUUGAGUGUUGACGCACCAACAAGCAAUAAAUCAACUCCACCGAAGCCUCCUUCUACAACUACAACUCCCCUACCCCUUUCUCCAACCUCAGAUGUCAACACAAGAGCCUCUGUAUCUACAUCUCCUGCAAAGGGUUCCUCCAGUGCUGAAUCGGUCAGAGGUACCGCCAAGCCUCGAAACAAACCUACGACCAAAAGUGUGAACAUGUCAUCCUCUAAGUCAGCCCAUGUUGUUGAUGCACCAUCCAAGACUAGAUCAAGCCAAUCAAAAGUUCCUUCAUCCUCCAGCCCAAGUACACCAGUUCCAUCUUCAUCCUUGGACAUGCACCCCAGAGCGGCGAUAACAAUCCCUCCUUCAAUGGCACCAAGUCACAUGUCUUCAAAAGGUCAGACUAAACCUCCAGGGAAAUCGGCGACCAAAUCUGGGACGGUUUCAUCCCCCGAGUUGCCCGAGUCUGUUGAAGGACCACCAAAAGUUGAAUCAAGCCAACGAGAACUUUCUCUGCAAGUUUUGCCCCUCCCUUCUUCAACAUCGGACCUCGACCCAAGAGGUUUGUUAUCCAUGCCUUCUAGUAAGAAAACGACCACUCCCGAAUCUAUCAAAGUUAAAGCGAGAGUUCUAGAGAGAUCGGGAAGCCAAUCUCGGCUGCCUUCGUCCACUGGUGACAGCGUUCUUCCACAGACAUAUACAGACAGGUCCUGUUCAGUUUUCUCCUCGAACCCCUCCACUAGCCAAAAACAAUCAAGAACUAGAUCAAGCCAACCAGAACUCAAGUCUUCAUCUCCUCCAACUUUGCCUGUUUCUAGUUCAUCUUUGAAAAUUGGAAAAACAGGCUCGCUAUCAACACUUUCCACGAAGAAAACCAUUAUCCCUCUCCCUGUUCAAGGCAAGAUCAAGGUCCAAGAGAGAUCCACAAGCAAGGCAAGGCAGGCACAGAACUUGCCUACCCUACCAAUUUCUUUCUCUAAACCAACCGUCUCAUCAGCUCCUACUUCCAUCAGGACUAAACCUAGUUCUGAGGUUACAAACGAUAAGCUGAACACACCAAAGAGUUACUCCGGCCAGAGUAGGACGGGUUCCAUCGUUAAACGUCCAACAAGAAGAGAAGCAAAACUCCGAUCCAAUUCGACCCAACUAGAACUUCCUUCUAUCAUAAUUGAGCAAAGAUCAUCUGACGAAUCUUCAACCGAAAUGAGUACAACAUCUAGUUCUAUAACAAGUCAACAGGAACCUUCGCUGCUCUCUUUUCCAGGCUCGGAUCCAGUUAUAAGAAUCUCAAAAUCAACUCCUCCAACGAACAAAAGUUGGAGCAACGUAGCCCCACAAGAAAAGACUGAGGUUACAAAGAGUUAUGAAAGCAAGUCCGGGGCGUCUACAACCUUUUUAACAUCCCCAGUUUCUACAGCACCAUUCAGAAAAGGACCGAGCCAACCAGUAUUUCCUCCUCUACCUCCACUUCUCAUGUUCCAAAUCAUAUCUAAGCCCACUCCACAGCCGCUCCUGGUCCAUUCUCUCUCUCCAAACCUGCUCAUUGUAUGUAAUGCAGUACAGGUAUCCUUUGCUGGAGACUAGUUUCCCAUAUCUCCAAAACCUCACUCCUCUGGGAACUUCACCCCCUUUCUUCCAGGAGUUAGUGACUGAGUCAUAGAUCAGCGUUGUU